AUGGCGGCGAACCCUGCCGCCAACUCUGGUGCCGAUGAUACUCGCCGAGUCAUUAAGCAGCCAGGAAAGCCACUGCCUAUCAAGGACCAACUGAAUCACCCCCCGGACAGCGUUUCAGAUGAAGGCCAUGCUCGAAACCAGCAUGCUUUGGGCACAAGAAAAGGCCGAUGCUCACACGGUCCAAAGAAAUGGCACAAAACUCACACCUGUUCUUACUUACGUCCUGAUCUUCGAGACAACGAAUGA
Penicillium cosmopolitanum is the source of this 246-nucleotide messenger RNA. RefSeq lists its product as uncharacterized. The transcript has a single exon. Bases 1 to 246 code for a protein of 81 amino acids. Lineage: Eukaryota; Fungi; Ascomycota; Eurotiomycetes; Eurotiales; Aspergillaceae. The record is from RefSeq and is a predicted model, not a curated record.